AGUAUUAGUAUUUAAUCAAAAUUUCCUUUACAGAAUUCAUUUGGUUUCAUACAGUUUUGUGUCACUGUCUUGUGAUUGUUGCUUGAAUGUCUCAGAGGAUCUUUUUCUUGGUAUUAUUUGUACUGCAUUAUAUUGUCAGGCCCUGCUUCUGUAAGGAUUUAUAAAUGUGAUUUAGUUCAUGCAUAAUGCCCACUUGUAGCUUUAUUGAAUCUGUAUAGGAUCAAAGUUGAAGGGCAAGGAGGAGGAUUUUGUGGUUUGGGGGUUUUAGUGGGUUUUUUUUUGUUUUGUGUUUUUAAGACAGGUUUUUUUAUUUAGCUGGUUUAGAGCUUUAGGCUCUAAUCUUGCCUGGGUUCUCAGCUGCUCCUGCAAUACCUACUGAAACUUAAAUAAAAAUGCCAGACAUUUUAUAUAGAUUGCAUUGCAUGGAAUUACAUUUUCUGAAAACAAAGAUUAUUAAAAGUAGAUUAUUAAAAGUCAAGCCCUUUUAAUUAAUAUCAGUGUUCCAGGAUUCUACAUCUGAUGUACCAUUGUAAAGAGCUAGCUUUGUUUCCACUGCAAAACUGGAAACACUUUUCCAAAGGUGAUGUGGAAGAAAACAUUAAAAGAUCCUAGAAAGUCAUGCAUAUUGAGGAAGAAAUUUGUACAUGAAAUUUGCAUCAGAUCUGCCCUGUCAAUAUUCAGUUUCUAAAAUGAAACUGAAAAAGCAGGGUAGGCUGCAGACAAAGAGAGUCUUUCUGCACAGUCCAAAGGAGACACUGGCAUCUGUUGCUCUUGGCUGUUUGGUAGAGAUUGCUGAUUCACUCUGACUUAUGUUAUCCUUACAUGCUAACAGUUAUUUCUGCAAAGGGCUAGUUUACUGUAGCAUAUUUUCAGAUUCUCUUCAGAUAGUGUAAAGCUGGGAUAGAAGUAGAGGGACAACUUCCUUCAUCCAGAUCAUAGAAUCAUAGAGUGGUAGGGGUCAGAAUUGACCUUUAGAGAUCAUCUCAUCCAACCCUUCUGCUAAAGGAGGUCGCACGGGAAUGAGUCCAGUCUCCUCUUUUCCAGAAUAAACAAUCCCAGUUCCCGCAGCCUUUCCUCAUAAUGAAGAUCCUCCAGUCCCCUGAUCAUCUUGGUGGCCCUGUACUGGACUCUCUCCAGAAGUUCUCUGUCCUUCUUGAGCUUGGGAGCCCAGAACUAGACACAGGACUCCAGAUGAGGCCUCACCAAGGCAGCGUAGAGGGGAAGCAGAAUCUCCCUCGACCUGCUGGCCACACUCUUCUUGAUGCAUCCCAGGACGCCAUUGGCUUUCUUGGCCAUGAGGGCACAUUGCUGGCUCAUGUUUAGUGUAUCAUCAACCAGGACUCCCAGGUCUCUCUUUGCAGAGCUGCUCUUCAGCAGGUCAAUCCCAGCCUGUACUGGUGCAUGGGGGGUUGUUCCUUCUCAAAUGCAGGACUCUGCACUUGCCCUUGUUGAAGAUGUUUUCACAUUUUUGGUGACACUCUUAGAUUUACUCUCUCUUCCCCCUUCACAUUUUUGACCAAAAAAAUGUUAAAGAAAAAAAGGUCAUGCAUAUUUUAUCAUGCAGCAUAUUAUGCAAUGUUCUUGUCCAAGACCACUUUAUCCUUUGCUUUUGUCAGUAGUGAAAACUGGGUGAAGAAAGAAACAAGCCACAAAAGUAGGAGCAGCAAGGGGAACACCUUAUUGUGAAGAACACAGUGAAUCUCUCUUUGUUUUCUCCUUUUGUAAGCAGAAAAGGUAGAUGGACUUGUGGUUACAUUCUCCCUGGUAUUUACCCUGUAUAGUAAAUUGUACUUUUAAUUUGUAAAGGUAGAGGUUUAGAAGUUUGACAUUGAAUAGUAGUCUCAGUCACGUUUUUCUGGUUAUUAAUAUAGAAUAAUAUAGGAAAGAGGUGUAACAAUACUGUUCUCUGCAAUUGUUUCUCGCUAUAUAUAAGGUGGCUGAAAAUUUCCUUAAUCCAUCUUUGAGGUUUAAGUACAAUCUUUUCUUAAAUUUUUCUGAUAUUUGGCUAGUAGUAAGAAGAGAACAAGCCAUGAAAUAACAGUGGCGUAACCCAUGGAAGGAAAAGAAAGGUUUAAAUGUUGUUUUGACAGUUUUUGUCUUUAUUUUGAGUCUUCUGCCUUCUGUGUACCUCCUGCAUGCCUACAGGAGACUAGCAGUGGCACUGCCCUUCCCUCCCUGCCAUGUAGUGUGCUACACCAGGUUUACAGGAAGAAAAUUCUAGCUCUUCAGCCCUUGUGAAUUUCUACACGCAGUGUAAACACAUAUGACAGUUACUGUAGAGGCAGUGUUCUACUAACCUCUGAGGAGGGAAGUUGCCAGACUGGGGAAGUGAGAUAAGAGAGCAAGAAAAGAGAGAUGACAGAAUUCAGAAGGAGAGUCCAAAAGAUUUAACUCUUUAAAAUCCAGGUCUUGGGAAAAGCUUCCUGAAAAAUUGCAAGAUGGGCAAUUUAUCUUAAUAGCACGUGGCAACCAGAAGAAGUAACGACGGAUUUUCCUUACAGAAAUAUUUGCUGUGAGACACUCUUUAAUCUUCUGUGAAGGAGGAGAACCUUAUAUUUUCUACCAGGAUAUAACUCUGCUUGAUGAAGCUGUUCAUUGUUAUUUACCUAGAAGAUACAAUUUUUUAAUAGACCUGGAACUCCAGAGCACCCCCUUAGUUGGAGAGGAGAAAGAACUUUGUCAAUGGUCUGACAUUCUUCCAAAGAAGUGCCAAAUUACCACAAGUGUUACAUUAUGUUUCACUGCUGCUUGUGUGCCUGCUUUUUCUGACCUCCAGUGGAUACCAGCAGCAACUGGGUGACUUGUGAGGUGUUUAUUUAGAGGGCUUUGUCACUCUCCUGUUUCAUACAGAGAUUUCUCAAAUGAUAAAAGGCAAAUGCUCUGAACAGAACCAAAACAAACUAAGGCUUGUCUUACAAUGAGAAAUAUGGAAGGUACAGCAACUGCUACUGUCCACCAGAAUGGUGACAUCCAUGGGAAUACCAGUGCACCCAAGCAGAUGGACCCAUUGCUUCGAGUGUACCUUUAUCAUUCUCCUGGGAAGACAGGAGGAGAUUACCUUCAGUUUCCAGCUGGAGAAUAUGUUGCAGAAGAGAUUUGUGCUCUUGCCUGUAAAGCCUGUGGUAUCAUGCCAAUGUAUCAUAACAUGUUUGCACUGAUGAAUGAAGCAGAGAGAAUGUGGUAUCCCCCAAAUCACAUCUUCCACAUAGAUGAAGCAACCAGACUCACCCUGAUUUACCGGAUAAGGUUUUAUUUUCCCCACUGGUAUUGCAAUGGCACCAACAGAGCAUAUCGGUAUGGCAUUCUUCGAGGUGCAGAAAGCCCUGUUCUUGAUGACCUUGUCAUGUCUUAUCUAUUUGCACAGUGGCGAGAUGAUUUUUUGGAAGGAUGGGUGCAGAUGCCUGUUACUCAUGAAACACAAGAGGAAUGCCUUGGAAUGGCUGUUCUGGAUAUGAUGAGAGUGGCCAAAGAAAAGGACCAAACCCCACUGGCUAUUUACAAUUCAAUCAGCUACAAAAUGUUUUUACCUAAAUGCGUGCGAGCAAAAAUCCAAGACUACCACAUUUUGACACGCAAAAGAAUAAGGUAUAGGUUCCGCAAAUUUAUACAACAGUUUGGACAAUGCAAAGCUACUGCCAGAAAUUUGAAACUGAAGUAUCUUAUAAAUCUGGAAACCCUUCAGUCUGCCUUCUAUUCAGAGAUUUUUGAAGUAAAAGAACCUGGUGGAGGUCCUUCUGGAGAGGAAAGUUUUGCAACCAUUGUAAUAACUGGAAAUGGUGGAAUUCAGUGUUCAAGAGGAAAACUGAAAGACUGUGAGACACUGGCAGAGCAGGAUUUACAAACAUACUGUGAUUUUCCUGAUAUCAUUGAUGUCAGCAUUAAACAAGCGAGUCAAGAAGGCUCCAGUGAGAGAAGAAUUGUCACCAUUCACAAACAAGAUAGCAAAAAUCUGGAGGCUGAAUUUCAAUCGUUAAGAGAAGCUCUCUCCUUUGUAUCACUAAUUGAUGGAUAUUACAGAUUAACUGCAGAUGCCCACCAUUAUCUCUGUAAAGAAGUAGCACCACCAUCAGUCCUUGAAAAUAUCCAAAGCAACUGCCAUGGACCAAUUUUCAUGGACUUUGCUAUCAGUAAGCUGAAGAAAGCAGGUAAUCAGACGGGUUUCUACGUUCUUCGUUGCAGUCCUAAAGACUUUAAAAAAUACUUCCUCACUUUUGCUAUAGAGCAUGAGAAUACCACUGAUUAUAAGCACUGCUUAAUUACAAAGAAUGACAAUGGAGAAUAUAAUCUUAGUGGAACCAAGAGAAGUUUUAGUAAUCUUAAGGAUCUGUUGACCUGUUACCAGACAGAAACUGUCCGUUCAGACAACAUAAUUUUCCAGUUCAUCAAAUGCUGUCCUCCGAAACCGAAAGAUAAAUCAAAUCUCCUAGUCUUCAGAAGCAAUAGUGUUUCUGAGGUACCUUCAUCACCCACGCUACAGAGACACAAUAACGUCAACCAGAUGGUCUUUCACAAAAUCAGGAAUGAGGACUUAAUAUUUGAGGAGAGUCUUGGACAAGGCACCUUUACUAAGAUUUUCAAAGGUAUAAGGAAAGAAGUGGGAGACUAUGGCCAGCUCCAUCAAACUGAAGUUCUUUUAAAGGUGCUGGAUAAAGUGCAUAGAAACUACUCUGAGUCCUUCUUUGAGGCAGCAAGUAUGAUGAGUCAGCUUUCUUACAAACAUUUGGUGUUAAAUUACGGAGUCUGCGUAUGUGGAGAGGAAAACAUUCUUGUACAAGAAUAUGUAAAAUUUGGAUCCUUGGACACGUACUUGAAAAAGAACAAAAAUAUUAUCAAUAUCUUGUGGAAGCUGGAAGUAGCCAAACAGCUGGCUUUAGCCAUGCAUUUUCUGGAAGAUAAAGGCCUUGUUCAUGGGAAUGUCUGUGCAAAAAACAUCUUGCUUAUCAGAGAGGAAGACAGGAAGUCUGGAAACCUUCCAUUUAUAAAACUAAGUGACCCUGGCAUCAGUAUUACAGUUUUGCCAAGAGACAUUCUUCUUGAGAGAAUACCGUGGGUUCCACCUGAAUGUAUUGAGAAUCCCAAACAAUUAAGCCUGGCCACAGACAAAUGGAGUUUUGGUACUACUUUGUGGGAAAUCUGCAGUGGAGGAGACAAACCUCUGAGUGCACUAGAUUCUUCAAGAAAACUACAGUUUUAUGAAGAUAGACACCAGCUUCCUGCUCCCAACUGGACAGAACUAGCAAACCUCAUAAACAACUGUAUGGAUUACGAGCCAGAUUUCAGGCCUUCAUUUAGAGCAAUUAUACGUGACCUGAAUAGUUUAUUCACUCCAGAUUAUGAACUAUUGACAGAAAGUGAUAUGUUGCCAAAUAUGAGAAUUGGAGCACUUGGAUUUUCUGGUGCUUUUGAAGAUAGAGACCCAACACAAUUUGAAGAAAGGCAUCUUAAGUUUUUACAACAACUUGGCAAGGGAAAUUUUGGCAGUGUUGAAAUGUGCCGGUAUGACCCGCUGCAGGAUAAUACUGGGGAGGUGGUGGCUGUGAAAAAGCUGCAACAUAGCACAGAGGAGCACCUUCGGGACUUUGAAAGAGAAAUUGAAAUACUUAAAUCUCUGCAGCAUGACAACAUUGUUAAAUACAAAGGGGUGUGCUACAGUGCAGGUCGUAGGAAUCUAAGACUAAUUAUGGAAUAUUUACCAUAUGGAAGUUUACGAGAUUAUCUGCAGAAACACAAAGAGAGGCUGGACCACAAGAAGCUUUUGCUGUAUGCAUCUCAGAUAUGCAAGGGCAUGGAAUAUCUGGGUACAAAAAGAUACGUUCACCGAGAUUUAGCCACAAGAAAUAUCUUAGUGGAGAAUGAGAACAGAGUUAAAAUUGGAGAUUUUGGAUUGACAAAAGUCUUGCCACAAGACAAAGAAUACUACAAAGUGAAAGAACCUGGUGAAAGUCCUAUAUUUUGGUAUGCUCCAGAAUCUCUGACAGAAAGCAAAUUUUCUGUGGCCUCAGAUGUGUGGAGUUUUGGUGUGGUCUUGUAUGAACUUUUCACAUAUAUUGACAAGAGCAAAAGCCCACCAGCCGAAUUCAUGCGCAUGAUUGGCAAUGAUAAACAAGGGCAGAUGAUUGUAUUUCAUUUGAUAGAGCUUUUGAAGAACAAUGGACGACUGCCAAGACCAGAUGAAUGCCCUGAUGAGAUUUAUGCUAUCAUGAAAGAAUGCUGGAAUAAUAAUGUUAACCAGCGCCCCACCUUUAGGGAUCUUGCUCAGCGAGUGGAUCAUAUAAGGGACAACAUGGGUGGAUGAGCAAACUGUGAUUCCUUCAGAGGACAUGUUGAAAUGCAGAACAAAAUGUGCUUGCUCUGCUGUGUAUGAUUGACAUAUGUAUACAUGUGCAUCUUACCUUUGCUGGAAGUAAAAUUUGUGUGGCAAAUAUUCUAUCUCAAUCUGCAUACUAAAGAAUCCUGCUGGUUUUCUUUAUCAGGAUAUAUUUGUUACUAUGAGAACAUAUUGAAAUUCUCAAUAGGGAGAGAAAUUAUUUUUCUAAAUAAAGUAAUCUAAUAUAUGAUCAGACUACAUCACCAUUAUUUGCCUUGUUUGGCGAUGGAAAAAAGAGGUGACUUAAAAUAUGUUGAGAUUAAGAGAUAAAAAGACAAUCUAUUUCCUUGUUGAAAUGAAGGUGCACAGAAAAGACUUGUAGAGAUCUUUUCGCACUGAGUAUAUAAUCACUUGGCACUGUGCUUUGUGUGUUGCACAAGGGCCUGUUGCACAGUUUUAUAAGACUUGCAUUGUUGAUGCAGAAAUUGCUUCUCUGUAUAACAAAACAGAAGUGGUUAUGUAACCCAGAAACUUUCAAUGUGCCUGCCUCAAGCAGUUUUCUGCCAGCAAUAUAUGCAAAGAGAUAUAGUGGGCUGUGCGAUGUACUGUAAGUACUUUGGGGAAAGGGAGCAAAUUCUUCUUAAUCUGGAGAGCCAAUAAACCUGCUCAUCCAAGUGAAAAUUUUAAUUUGAAAUUAAAAAGCAAAUUUGUUAUCCACUUUCUCUUCCUCUUCCUUUGUGGAGUAAUAGAUAUCCUUUACAUAAUUGAAAAUACAAUGAUAACAAGUAGAAAUGAAGCCAUUUUAUACAAGGUGGUGUCUUUAGUUUGUUUCAGAUUAUGAAAAAGCUAAACAUACUGCUUUAAAAUGCUGCUCUUUUAUUCCUUCUGUCUUUGUAAUUUUCAGGCAAUCUGAAGUGUCUUUAUAAAUUUUAAACUUUUUUAACCAGAUUAAAAAUCCAGAAAAUGCCCUCCAUCUCACAGCUCCUCACUUUGCUCUUAAGAUGAUCACCUUCCUUCCAGUACACAAAAAGGAAAGCUUAUGGCCCAGCGUCUGAUGCAGCUGGUCAUAACUGUGUCAAGUCUAUUUUGUAAUGAAGUGACGCAAGUUACCUUGGAUUUCUUUCUGUGGUAACACACAACAUAAGACUAUUUGGGAAGAGGAAUUACAAGAGCAAUUGCUCCACACUCUGCGAGGGGCAAGGACAUCAUCCCCAGUUACAAGUGAAAGGAGAUCAGAGCUACCUGCACAGAUUACUUAUGCUGUACAAUUCAGCUUUUAAAAUGAACCUAACAAAAAUUUAUGGACAAAAUGACUCUUCGGUUUUGCCUCCAGGCAUAAAACUUGGGGAUAAUCUUCUAUCUUAAAAUAGUAAAAGUUGCAGAUUUUGUUUACUUUUAACUCAAAUAAUCUUUUUGUGUUGUUUGUUUUUACUUACUCCUAAGCAUUAUGGUUUGUGAAGUACAAUACUUGUUGUUCUUGGACUUCUUCUGAGAGGAGUUUGAUUAAGGGGAUAUACAACUGACCUGGCAUCCAGAUUUCUAUUUAAAGUGAAAUGUUUGUUUUUAACAUUUGUAGCAAUGAGUGAGUGAAACAGAGGUGUUAGUUUCACUGUGGGGCCUCCUUAAGUUUCAUGGUUAAUAACUACACCCAUCUUACCAUAAGUUUAAGUAUCUCAACUUGAAAAAAUAAACAAAUCCUUACUUAGUGUAACAUAGUGCCAGUAUAGUAAUGUUUUGUACCACUAUGAUGUUUCUCUCCCACAAUCACUGAUGCAAAAUCAUGAUUUUAUAAUAUGUGAGAUUGAUAAGUAGGGAGGGCAGCAUCAGACCUCUUUCUGCCCAUUGCGUUUAACAAUAUUCCUGUUGUUUUUCUUGCCACCAAGCACUUGUAGAUAAUUUUAAAAAACUAAUUUCACAGUCUUUAACCUGCAAAGGAUUUUAAAGUGCUUUGUUCCACUUAAUAUUUGUUUUCUCCAUUUCUAUACCUUGCUCUGAAGAUUUAAAUUUUUGUGCAAAAAAAUGUCUUUGCAUUUGCAGUCUGUUGUGUGUAUGUGAUUUUUCGUAACAAAAGAAGAUAAAGCUUUAAAGCAUUGAAACAUAAAGCAUUUUAGCCAGAUAACAUAUGCAGGAGUUAUGUAAAAUUUGCAGUGUAUAACACUCAGUAGCUAACAGGUUUCCAAUAUAUCGUAGACAAAACAUAAUUUAUGUAAAAAUCUCAGGGAAGUUUGUGUAAUGCAAUGAAGAAAUCUUCCGGUCUGCUAUUUUUUCAAGUGAAUAAAAAUUCUUUUUCUUGUUCUACUACAGUAUGACUGAUUACAUAAUCUAUUUGGUUGUAUAAAUAUAGUGUUGAACUCAAGGAUAA
Molecule: messenger RNA, 8669 nt
Organism: Colius striatus (speckled mousebird)
Lineage: Eukaryota; Metazoa; Chordata; Aves; Coliiformes; Coliidae
Gene: JAK2
Product: Janus kinase 2
Exons: 26
Coding region: 2918-6295 (1125 amino acids)
Biological process (GO): hemopoiesis; cytokine-mediated signaling pathway; cell surface receptor signaling pathway via JAK-STAT
Cellular component (GO): cytosol; membrane; cytoskeleton
Molecular function (GO): histone binding; ATP binding; cytokine receptor binding
Source: RefSeq, a predicted model, not a curated record